This is a messenger RNA of Lemur catta (Ring-tailed lemur), 4266 nucleotides long. RefSeq names its product zinc finger and SCAN domain containing 12 (gene ZSCAN12). The record is from RefSeq and is a predicted model, not a curated record. Gene Ontology annotation, molecular function: DNA-binding transcription factor activity; RNA polymerase II cis-regulatory region sequence-specific DNA binding. Gene Ontology annotation, biological process: regulation of transcription by RNA polymerase II. The transcript has 6 exons. Bases 356 to 2185 code for a protein of 609 amino acids. NCBI's taxonomy places the organism in Eukaryota, Metazoa, Chordata, Mammalia, Primates, Lemuridae.
AGAAGGAGAAAGAUAACCGAGUCCGUUUACCCUUAGGCUGCGAAUCCUCAGCCUCCUCUCGCGUGGGCGCGCGGAAAAGCUACCGAGUUGAACACCCCUCCCGCCUCCUUCCUAGAGCAUCCGCGGAAGUGCGCCCCGCGCGGGCCCGGCUAGCUGGUCCUUUGCCCCGCGCGGCCACUUCCGGCCUUUGUGGGUCGCCCUCGGUGGGUCCCGGGUCCCGAAGGGGUUCGAGGUGUCGGCCUUUCGCACCUGAGGUGGAAGUCUUCUGCUGUCCUUUGGGGGCUGCGGGCACGCCCGGGAAGAAACUUUCCAGGGGAGAUCUUACUUGAAGCACUCAUAAAGGUUUUGGGCAGCUAUGAUGGCAUCUACUUGGGAUAUGCAGGCCCACAAGGACAAGGAUGAACUUUUGGAAGUAAAGAUAGAGGAGGAGGAGGAGAAGUAUACCACCAGACAGGAUCAGAACCUGCAAAAGAACAACACUCAUAGCAGAGAGAUCUUCCGACAGUACUUCAGACAAUUCUGCUACCAGGAAACAUCUGGACCCCGUGAGGCUUUAAGCCGACUUCGGGAACUUUGCCAUCAGUGGCUUAGGCCAGAGACCCACACCAAAGAACAGAUUCUGGAGCUGCUGGUGCUGGAGCAGUUCCUGACCAUCCUGCCAGAGGAGCUCCAGGCCUGGGUGCAGGAGCAGCAUCCAGAGACUGGGGAGGAGGUGGUAACUGUGCUGGAGGAUUUAGAGAGAGAACUGGAUGAGCCAGGAGAUCAAGUCUCAGUCCAUACUGGGGAACAGGAAGUGUUCUCUCAGGAGAUGGUACCUCUAGGAACAGAACAAGAACAUAGUAUGUCCCUCCAGUCCAUAAAAGCCCAGCUACAGUGUGAAUCUCCAGAACUUGGAGUCCAGCAGCAACAAGUUUCAGAUGUUGAGACUGGAAAUGAGUACAGAAAUUCAACUCUAAAGCAAGAAGUUUCUGAAGAAAUGAAACCAUAUGGGAAUACAUCUAGCAGAUUUGAAAAUGAUAUACCUCAGUCUACUAGGUGUGGAGAAACUCAUGAACCUGAAGAAAAAACAGAAGAGCCUUCUGGAUACCCCAGGGUAGAUAAACAAACUACAUGUGAUGAAAAUGGAGCAAGUCUGACUGAGAACUCAGACCACACUGAACACCAGAGAAUCUGUCCAGGAGAAAAAUCUUAUGAAUGUGAUGACUGUGGAAAAGCUUUUAGUCAACAGUCACGCCUCUUAGAACAUCAGAGGAUCCAUACUGGAGACAGACCCUAUAAAUGCGAAGACUGUGGAAAAGCUUUCCGUGGAAGAACUGUGCUUAUUCGACACAAAAUAACACAUACUGGAGAGAAACCAUAUAAAUGUAAUGAGUGUGGCAAAGCCUUUGGCCGGUGGUCAGCUCUUAAUCAACAUCAGAGACUUCACACAGGAGAAAAACACUACCACUGUAAUGAAUGUGGCAAAGCCUUUAGUCAGAAAGCAGGUCUCUUUCACCAUCUCAAGAUCCACACAAGAGACAAACCUUAUCAGUGUACUCAGUGUAAUAAAAGCUUUAGUCGGCGUUCCAUACUUACUCAGCAUCAAGGAGUUCACACUGGUGCGAAGCCCUAUGAGUGCAAUGAGUGUGGAAAAGCCUUUGUUUAUAACUCAUCCCUUGUUUCCCAUCAGGAAAUCCACCACAAAGAAAAGUGCUAUCAGUGUAAGGAUUGUGGGAAAUCCUUUAGUCAGAGUGGCCUUAUUCAGCAUCAAAGAAUUCACACUGGAGAAAAACCCUACCAAUGUGAUGUAUGUGAAAAAGCCUUUAUUCAAAGGACAAGUCUUACAAAACAUCAGCGAAUUCACACUGGAGAGAGACCCUAUAAAUGUGAUAAGUGUGGGAAGGCUUUUAUCCAAAGAUCGGUCCUCACGGAACAUCAGAGAAUCCACACUGGAGAGAGGCCCUACAAGUGCGAUGAGUGUGGGAAUGCCUUCCGAGGAAUCACCAGUCUCAUUCAGCAUCAGAGAAUCCACACUGGGGAGAAACCCUACCGAUGUGAUGAGUGUGGAAAAGCCUUCAGACAGAGGAGGAAGACUAGCUACAAGGAAAUACUUCUGAAAAAUCAGUGUGAACCCCAAGCUGGAGUGAAUCUUCUCCUGAGCUCUCUCAUUCCAGAAUGGCAGUCCUGUUGCAGGAAAGAUCUCUAAAAUUGACUGAUGGUAGAAGAAGAGGUCUGUGUCUGGGACCAAGAAUCAAGCUGCCAAAGAAAUCACAGAUCUUUCCUCAAACUUUAAGUUGUUACUACCAGGAGAUAGAUACUUGCACCUCACAGGACUGUCAGGAGACUCAGGGAGCUCUGUCCACAGUUCCUGAGGCCAGAAAUACAUAUUAAAGGAGCAGGUGCUGCAAUAGGUCCUGACCCCUGCCUGGGAAGCUGCAGACCUAGGUAGGAUAAUAUCAUCCAGAAUGUGGAGAGGAGGCAUCGAUCAUGCUGGAAAAGUUGAAGAGACAGCAGGAAUAAAGGACAAGCCACAGAUGGUGUUACUGAGAAUGAAAAUAAGAACUUGGCUUCAAAACAAAAAAAUUCUGGAGAUGCUGAAUUACGUGGGGGGAAUCUGUAGAAGUGCAACAUCAAUGCAGUAAAUGUAGUAUAAAAGCUUUAGUUACUAGUGAAUUAUUACUCAGCAUCAAGGAGUCUGUGCUGAAGAGACUCUCUUUGCAAUCAACAAGUUUUGAUAGGCUUUUGCUUAUAGUGGAUCCCUCCUUUCCCACCAGGAGAUCCACCACAAGGAAAAAUGCUAUAGUAUGAGGAAUGUGGGAAAGUCUUCAGCCAUAGUGGCCUUAUUUGACAUCAAAGAAUCCACAUAAGAGAGAGAACAUAAAUGUGAUGACUGUGAGAAGGCUUUCAUUCAGCAAGGAAACCUUAUAUUAAUAGAACCUGUGUGAAGAAUGUAGGAAGGAAGACCUCUACCUAGAAGUCAGGAGAGACCAGAGAAUCUACACAAGAGAGAGAUCUUAGAAAUAUGAUGACUGUGGAAAUGUUUUCCAUGGAAUCACCAGCUUUUUUCAGCAUUGGAGAAUUCACACUAAAGAGAAAACCUGACAUUGUGUUGAGUAUGGAAAAGUCUUCAGAGAUUGGACCCUGGGAAAUAUUAAUAUCAGCAAAUUAAUAUUAGAGAGGCUCUUACAAAUGAGAGAAUUGUGGGAAGUUGUAUGGACAGAGAUGAAGCCUCAAUAGCAGAAUCUCCAGAGUACUGAAAAGUUAAUAUAGUUAAUGUAAAUGGGCAAGUUGUAUGCGGAAUGAGUAUUUUUAGACUGCCCACUUUAGCCAGUAAAAACAUUAAAUGAAUGCCUAAUGUCAAGAAAAGCAAAAGUCACACGGGGUUUUUUCCUUUUCCAGAAGAGGUUUAUAUAUGUAAGCAACCAAGACUUUUGAAAUAAGUUGUUUACCUGCAUCUCUGGACUUUUGAUCUGUCUCCUGGGUGAUUAUCUGUGGGUUGGGUAGCAUGUUAUUUCCUUUAUGCCUGCUCUAGUCUCAUGCCUUUAAUUUAUUCAACAAGUAUAGAUAGUACUAUUAUUAUGGGCUAAAUAGGCGUGUAUUGAUACCCCAGGACACAAAAGGCAUAUGUAUAAUGUCUCAGUAAAUUGUGAAAGGAACCACAUCAUUGAAUUGCUGGGCACUUUCAUAAAUUUGGGACUGCCUCUAUGUUCUCCAACACAAGGCCAUGUAGGUGUCUUUCAGAGAGUAUAUUUUUUCCAGCUUUGGCUUAUUUUUUUAAGAUAAAAAAAGAAACUUCACAUAUACUCUAUUGACAGGUUGACCGGUAUUUUUUCUUAUAGAUAACACAUAAUAUAACAUUGUGAAGGCUAAUACUUUAAGUAACUUACUAUCAUUGUCAGUUCUAAAACUUACAGGAUAAAAGGGGAAAGAGUCUUUACUAGCUGUCAGCAAAUCGGUAAUGUAGCCCAAUCUCUGCCCAUGAUAGGAGAUUUGUAUAUUUUAUAGUAGGUCACUAAAUAUAGGUACCAUGUAUUAGUAUUUGAAAACUUUGAAUCAAUUAUUUCAGAGUGCUAGGUUUGUAUCUGCUGUACAUCCCUAUACUUUUUGUGUAGGUAUUACAUCAUUAUUUUAAAAGUUAGUCUGCAUUCUGUAAUAGGCUUUUCCAGCAUCUAUGGAUAUCACAUUUUUUUCUUAACUCUAUUAUUAUAUUAUAUAAAAGGAUUUCUUAAUGUUGAAACAAGCUCGCAUUCCUGGAAUAAACCUCACUUAGUCGUGAUGUAUUCUUUU